Messenger RNA from Salvia hispanica, 1778 nucleotides. It is a transcript of the gene CYP707A4, whose product is annotated as cytochrome P450, family 707, subfamily A, polypeptide 4. Gene Ontology annotation, molecular function: iron ion binding; heme binding; (+)-abscisic acid 8'-hydroxylase activity. Gene Ontology annotation, biological process: sterol metabolic process. NCBI's taxonomy places the organism in Eukaryota, Viridiplantae, Streptophyta, Magnoliopsida, Lamiales, Lamiaceae. The record is from RefSeq and is a predicted model, not a curated record.
GAGUAGAGAGAGAAAGCCCCGCCCCACGCGCACACAAAACAAUUUAACUUCUCCCGUCCAUCGUCAAAAUCCUAGCUCCGUCCCCCUUAACAAGUGAUUUAUUAAGAAAGAAGCCUCAUAAUCUUGAUGCAAAUGGACAAAUCCCCUCCCACAAUCAUCUACAUCCUACUCUUUCUAGCCACUCUAUUGUAUUACAUCUUCUCCAAAAAACACACCAAGAAGCACAAAUUGACACCAAAACUACCUCCAGGCUCAAUGGGAUGGCCUUACCUCGGAGAAACACUUCAAUUAUACUACAAAGACCCCAACAUCUUCUUCUCCGACAAGCAAAAAAGGUAUGGGGAGAUAUUCAAAACACACAUAUUGGGGUGCCCGUGCGUGAUGCUUGGUGGGCCGGAAGCAGCACGAUUCGUGUUGGUGACGAGCGCUGAUUUGUUCAAGCCUACCUACCCGAAGAGCAAGGAGAAGAUGAUCGGCCCCUCCGCCCUCUUCUUCCACCAAGGCCAAUACCAUUCCCAAAUUAGAAGGCUUGUUGUCAACUCUCUUUCCCCUCAAUCCAUCAAGAGAUUCAUUCCUGGGAUUCAAGCCUUAGCCAUCUCCACAAUCGAUUCUUGGGCUUCUACUCCACACCCCAUCAACACCUUCCAACAAAUGAAAAAGUUCUCAUUUGAAGUGGGGAUUUUAGCGAUCUUCGGGGAGUUGGAGAGAGAGAAGAAAGAAGAGUUGAAGAAGAACUAUUGCAUAGUGGACAAAGGCUACAACUCCUUCCCCACAAACCUACCUGGAACAGCCUAUCACAAGGCUUUGAUGGCAAGAAGGAGACUGAGCCAAAUACUAGAGGAGAUAAUAAGCGAGAGGAAGGAGAAGAAGUUGUUAGACAAUGACUUGUUGGGACAUCUUCUCAACUUCAAGAACGAGGAUGGGGAGACGCUAAGCGACGACCAGAUCGCAGACAACAUCAUCGGAAUACUGUUUGCAGCUCAGGACACAACCGCAAGUGCAUUAACAUGGAUUGUCAAAUACCUAACCGACCAUCCCAAACUAUUACAAGCUGUUAAGUCUGAACAGAAAGAAAUCUAUCUGGCAAAUGAAAAGGGCAACAAGGGCUUGACAUGGACUCAAACAAGAAGUAUGCCACUUACAUAUAAGGUGAUAUUGGAGAGCUUAAGGAUGGCAAGCAUUGUGUCUUUUACUUUUAGGGAGGCUGUGGUUGAUGUAGUGUAUAAUGGUUAUCUAAUUCCAAAAGGGUGGAAGGUGAUGCCAUUAUUCAGAAAUAUUCAUCACAAUCCUGAAUUUUUCGAUGAACCACAAAAUUUUGACCCUUGUAGAUUUGAGGUUGCUCCGAAACCCAAUACAUUUCUGCCAUUUGGCACCGGGGCCCACUCCUGUCCGGGAAAUGAGCUGGCAAAGCUUGAAAUCUUGAUUUUGAUUCAUCAUCUGGUCAACGAAUUGAGGUGGGAAGUGGUGGGCCCACAAGAUAUGGUGGAAUAUAGCCCGUUUCCGGUUCCUCAUAACGGGCUUCGGGCCAGAUUUUGGAGGGAGCCCAAUACUCAAGAAAAUUAAGAUUUAGAAGUUAGAAUUUAGGCAAGUACAAAAGAUAGCACCUAACAAAUUAAAUGUGUUACCCAUCUAUGUACCCCAGAACCCUGUUUAUUUUUUUAGAAUUCACUAAGGGUUCAAUAUUAAUGUAUUAUUAUGAUAAUGGGGUCUUGUACUUAUUAUUUUUACGCGAUAUUAAUGUGAAAAUAAUUAGAAUAUCAUAAGGAUUAAUUUUUUUA